AUGCAUCUGCUGGCAAAGAACUUGAAUCUUCCCACCGCGUUCGUCGAGUUCAGACAUGCGGCGACGCAUGAGGGAUUGCCGAGUAUAGAGGUGCUCAGGGUCUUUGCGAACAGGGGACUAAAAUGGUUGGCGGAUAAUUAUUGGGCGGGCGUGGGCGAGGUGGGUGAGACGCCGGUGAAGGGGCUUGAGCAGGCGAAGAGCGCCGUGCUGGCGUGGAGGAGGGCGAGGAGGGAGAAUCCGCUCAGGAGGAUUACGGCUGGUGAUUCUUCGGUGGAGGGGAAGGUUGUUGCCGGGGUGGUUAAAGAGUGUGUCGGGAUAUGUAAGGAUGAGGAGGGGAUUGAGGCGCUGAUCGAGGCGCUGCUGGCGGAGAAGGCGCUGGUUCCCGGUGGCAGAGGGAAGGAGAAGAUGAUGAAGGGGGCGAAGAUGUUGUGGACGCCACUUCUGGGAGAGCUGGAGAAGCUGGUUCCGGGGUUUGUGAGGCAGCUGGUUGAUGCCAUAGUUGAGAUCCUGAAGGCGAGCGAGGAGCUCAGCUCCACGUUGCUGAGGGUGGCGGGGGUGGCGCAGGAUGUCGAGCAGCAGACCCCUGAUGAGGAGUUUGUUCAGGCGAUCAGUACUUGGGCAAGGUAUUUGACGGAUAAGAAGCAGACGGCUGCGGGGGCUGUGGGCGCGGGGAUUGAUAUUGAGAUGUUGGUGCGCGGGAUUCUGUUGCAGCCAAACAAAACGACUAUGCUACUCCUCACCCACCUCCUAACAGAAUAUCCUCAGUUGAAGCCCAAGUACCAAGCUCUCGCCGAGCUGGCGGCACUCAAUGUGGGAUCACAAUCCACAGUUUUGAAACCCAAAGAAAAGAGAUCACUAGAGGACCUAGAAGCCGAGAUCGAUUCAUUCGAAGAGCGGUUUCGGAGGGUGCAACACCAGCGGUUAAAGCCGAAAGCUGUGGAGGUUGUGAACACGGUGGCAGAAGCAAGGAAUGCCGGGAAGUGGAAGCGGUGGGAGGGGAAUUGGAUCCCGAAGCCUUUGGGAAUUAUAUGA
Molecule: messenger RNA, 1032 nt
Organism: Tricharina praecox
Lineage: Eukaryota; Fungi; Ascomycota; Pezizomycetes; Pezizales; Pyronemataceae
Product: Las1-like-domain-containing protein
Exons: 2
Coding region: 1-1032 (343 amino acids)
Biological process (GO): maturation of LSU-rRNA; maturation of 5.8S rRNA
Cellular component (GO): Las1 complex; preribosome, large subunit precursor
Molecular function (GO): endonuclease activity
Source: RefSeq, a predicted model, not a curated record